This is a messenger RNA of Vigna unguiculata (cowpea), 1591 nucleotides long. RefSeq names its product phospholipase A1-Igamma1, chloroplastic-like. Gene Ontology annotation, biological process: lipid metabolic process. Gene Ontology annotation, molecular function: glycerophospholipase activity. Lineage: Eukaryota; Viridiplantae; Streptophyta; Magnoliopsida; Fabales; Fabaceae. The record is from RefSeq and is a predicted model, not a curated record.
AUAAUUUUCCUUUGUCUAUAGAAGAAGGCGUCUUCCCCAACAACAUGGCCAUGGCUGCUCCUUCAAUCUCAAACAUGUUCUUUCCCUUCCCAAAAACGCGCCAACUUACCUUCUCAUUACCCUACUCCAAAUUGAAUACACCUCUCACACGAACCCAAAACUCAAUCAAACUAGGCACACGUGAGAACUCCUCAACCUCCACCGUGAGAGAGCAAGAACACGAGGAAGCAACAACGCAUACCCACAACUACAAACCAAAGCUAGAGGAACACCUGAAGCGCCUCCCUGAAGCCUGGCGCCAAAUCCAAGGAGAGGACAACUGGGCCGGGCUUCUGGAGCCCAUGGACCCGCUCAUGCGGAUGGAAAUGAUCCGCUACGGCGAGAUGGCCCAGGCCUGUUACGACGCCUUCGACUUCGACCCCUUUUCCAAGUACUGCGGCAGCUGCAGGUUCACGGCCCACAACUUCUUCUCCUCCCUCGAAAUGCCCCGCGUCGGCUACACCGUCACGCGCUACCUCUACGCAACGGCUAACAUCAACCUCCCCAACUUCUUCAAGCACUCGCGCUGGUCUAAGAUGUGGAGCAAGCACGCCAAUUGGGCGGGGUACGUCGCCGUUUCUGACAACGCCAUGACCACCCGUCUAGGCCGACGAGACAUCGUGAUCGCGUGGCGCGGCACCGUCACGUGCCUGGAGUGGGUGGCGGACCUCAUGGAUUUCCUCAAACCGAUCUCCUCAAACGGGAUCCCGUGUCCCGAUGAGACGGUGAAGGUGGAGUCAGGGUUUCUAGAUCUUUACACGGAUAAAGAAGAGAGUUGCGGUUACUGCAAGUUCUCCGCGCGGGAACAGGUUUUGACGGAGGUGAAGAGAUUGCUGGAGAUUUAUAGCGACGAGGAAGUGAGCAUUACAAUAACAGGACAUAGUUUGGGGAGUGCGUUGGCGAUUUUGAGCGCGUAUGAUAUUGUGGAGACGGGAGUGAAUGUUAUGAGGGAUAGUAGAGGUGUGGCGGUUACAGUGAUGUCGUUUUCGGGGCCGCGGGUGGGGAACGUGAGGUUUAAGGAGAGGUUGGAGAGACUGGGGGUGAAGGUGUUGAGGGUGGUGAACGUGCAUGACGUGGUGCCCAAGGCUCCCGGAGUUUUGUUUAACGAGCACUUACCCGCGGCGGUGAUGAAGGUGGCUGAGGGGCUGCCGUGGAGCUACUCGCACGUCGGGGUGGAGCUGGCGCUGGACCACCGGAAAUCGCCGUUUCUGAAUCCCAAUGCUGAUGCAGUCUGUGCCCAUAACUUGGAAGCUCUUCUGCAUCUUCUGGACGGAUACCAUGGAAAGGGUGAAAGAUUCGUGCUGGCGAGUGGUAGAGAUCCUGCUCUAGUGAAUAAAGGAUGUGAUUUCUUGAAAGACCAUCACAUGAUUCCACCAAAUUGGAGACAAGCUGCGAACAAGGGCAUGAUCAGGACCAAUGAUGGACGUUGGAUUCAGCCUGAACGACCAAACCUUGAUGUUCACCCUCAAGAUAUGCAUCAUCAUCUCACCCAACUCGGUCUCACUUCAUCUGAUGCAUGAAUCUGUAUUAAUGCAUGCAUGCAACAACAUGA